UUCACAAACCCCCAGGGAGAUGCAUUAAUCCCUUCUAAAAUAUCGCUAGUAAAUGAUUGUCUAGCCUCUGAUCGCCUCCAGAGACUGGGAACUCACUCCAUACUGAGCCAGCCUUAGCCAUACUGAGGAUUGAGAAGUGUCAGGGCUAGUGGUGCAGGAGCCACCAGCUCUGGGAGAACGACUUAUUCCUGGAGUCCUGAACAAACUGUACUUAAGGAGAUGUCAAAGGGAGAUGGAAGGUCUCAGACCUCACCCCCUGCUGCUGUUGACACCAAGAAGGAUUUGACUCUGCCCAGCUUGUUUAAAGUACCAGAAGCCUCCCAUCAGAUUCCCGAUCAGCAUGGCAUGGCGCACCACAGCUCGGAUUUCCAAGCUCGAGAUUUUGCCAGCCUUAGCCUCCCUGGUGGUUGGGAUUACAGACAUCACACCUCACCGGUAGCACAAUCAUAUCCAAAUGAAACCAUGUCUGAUCUUGACCUUCCUGUCAUUGAUCAAUAUGUCCUCUGUCCAGACUGCUUGAGAAUGAAGGCAGAAAGAUGGGGACUUAACGGGAAGCAGGAAACAAGAUAUCAAGGCCUUCCCCAUUUCAUACAACCAACCAAAAAAAUGAUAAUUCUGGAUGCCCCAAAGCAUCUACGAUUUCCCAUCAUGGAUUUUAUGAGUGACAGGAUGAUAAGAUCAAAAUACAAGCCUACAGAAACCAGUGUCAAUCAGGACAUCGAAGCAGAAAAUGUUCAAUACAGACUGCCAAUGCGGGCCAUCUGGGGUGCCAAGAAGCCUUUACAGACAAUAUACACUGAUCUUUUAACAUCCUGCCAGAGUUCACGGCCUUCUAAAAAAGAGUGUUCUCCAGAGGAAAAGAAUAUGUGGGCAGAAUUCAAUAUUAGCAAAAGCCCCAAGCAUAGUAAAUUCCACUGAUUUUCUAUCAACUGCUGCCCUCUUCUCAUGUCUUCCUGCCCUCCUCCCAUGCCCAGUCUUGGCCAAGAAAGGAGGCUCUUUUGCAUUCCUUCCUGAUGAAGAUCUUUUACUCCUACUUAUAUGCCCACCACCUAUAUCCUAAUAAUAUAGUAGCUUAAUUUAUAGGAUUAUAAAUACAAUUGGUUAACAUAGAACAUUGAAAA
This is a messenger RNA of Antechinus flavipes (yellow-footed antechinus), 1121 nucleotides long. RefSeq lists its product as uncharacterized. The transcript has 8 exons. Bases 220 to 918 code for a protein of 232 amino acids. NCBI's taxonomy places the organism in Eukaryota, Metazoa, Chordata, Mammalia, Dasyuromorphia, Dasyuridae. The record is from RefSeq and is a predicted model, not a curated record.